Molecule: messenger RNA, 4599 nt
Organism: Acanthosepion pharaonis
Lineage: Eukaryota; Metazoa; Mollusca; Cephalopoda; Sepiida; Sepiidae
Source: the annotation of a GenBank genome assembly
AUGAACUACACAGGAACUAUCAGCUUUAAAGGCAGUGGUAUCUCAGCCACGAUGAAUCAGAAACAGAAUACGGAUAUCAUUUUUACUAAUUUUGAACCUAAAAUGGCCAGAAGGGCCUUUCCAUGUUUUGAUGAACCAGGAAUCAAGGCAGUUUUCCAAGUAACAGUUGUGAGGAAAUCCAACUUGACAUCAAUUUCAAAUAUGGUGCUUGAGAAACAAUUUAAUAGGAGUAAUGACAUGGUUGCUGACGUCUACAAACCCACUCCAAUGAUGUCCACAUAUCUGUUGGCUUUUGUUAUCUAUCUGUUUCCUAUUGAUAAUUUUCCCCAUGCUGGAAUGGAAAAUUGGGGGUUGAUACUGUUGUCCACCAGGUACAUGCUGUUCAACCCAAACAAAGUCUCAGCUGCAAAAGAAGCCCAAUACUUGACUACAAUUGUACAUGAAAUUGUCCACCAGUGGAUUGGUAAUCUUGUGACGGUGGAUGACUGGAAAUACAUUUGGAUGACUGAAGGAUUAACAGAGUACUUGAGUCUUCGAGAAAUUAGGAAAAUUCAUUCUUCUUUCAAGGGAGAUAAAAACCAGUUGUACCAAGCAAGGCUUAAAGCCUUGGACAACAAACAAAGUUCCUUGUCAUAUUCACUAAGUUCAUCAUCUUUUUCAACACUGGCCUAUGAAGAAAGUGCCAUGUUGUUUAUGAUGUUGGAUUCAAUGUUAGGAGAAGCAAAUUUUAAUGCUGCUAUUAAGUUAUUUUUGAUGAAGUAUAAGCAAAGUAGUUUCCAGGAAGAUGAGUUUUGGAAUUGUAUGUCAGCUUCUACAAAUAUAAGUGUUCGGGAAUUCAUGAAGCCCUGGGUGCUGCAGAAAUACUAUCCUUUGCUGACAGCUACCAAAAAUAAUUCCAGUAUGAAUUUAGUCAUUAAACAAGAACCAUUCCUUAUUUUCUCAGUUUUAAAAAUGACUGAAAAAAAAGAUAAAAGUUGGCCAAUUCCUUAUACGUUUAUGGAAUAUUCAAAAUCUCAUCCAAAGUCAUCUCCACUUCACUACUUAGAUGAACAAGAAACCAAGAUUCCAAGUGUCCAGUCUGAGUGGUUCAUAGUCAAUAUAAACAGUUCUGGAUUUUACAGAGUCAAUUAUGACACUCAGAAUUGGCAGAACCUCAUUAAGCAACUCAAUACAGAUCAUAAAGUUAUAUCAGCUGUUGACCGGGCUACCCUUAUAUCUGAUGCUUGGGCAUUAACAAGAGCCAAACUUAUAAAACCAGAAAUAUUUGUCAGUUUGAUUGACUACAUGGAUAAAGAAAAUUCCUACAUUCCAUGGAUAGCAUUUUCAAAGAUAUUUGAUGAGUUUUAUUAUUUGUCACAAGAAUCAGAAGAAAUGCCAAUCUAUUUAAAUUAUUUCCAACAGAAAAUCAAGGAAAUUUACCAAAGAAUUGGUUGGGAAAGUGAAACAGCCAUGACAUUUGAGGAAAGAAUUCUCCAAGGAGUAAUUAUCAAUCUGGCCUGUCAUGUGGAAUAUCCUCAUUGUAUUUCCAAAGCAGUUCACCUAUAUCGCAGAUGGAAGAAAAACCCAGACGAAUACAGCAUCAACCCAAAUUACCGAUUUAUUAUACUUUGUGCUGGAAUCAGAGAAGGAAACAGAAGAGAUUGUGAAUUCCUGAAUCAGCGUCUUGAAACUGGAGAUGCUUCUGAAAAUUUUGACAUUCGUAUGGCUCUUACAUGUGCAAAUCAACCAUGGAUACUUAAAAGAGACAUGUCAGUCCCUUGUGUUACUGUUGCGAAAUCAGUCACAGAUUUGGUAGACUAUGACAUUUUGCAUUUGAAAGAUGCCAAAUACAUUUCAGAUUCAUAUCGUGAUCAUUUGUUUGAAAUUAAUUUCUUGAAAGAGAGUUGGGUAACUGACUCUAUGCCAGCUGGAGCUAAAUGGCUAAAGAAACGCUUAAAAAAAACUACUAUUACAAAUUGGAGACUACCAAAUGAUCUGAAACCAAUGCACUACAUUAUAGAAUUGAAACCAGAUAUUUACUUAGAGAAUGCGACUGAUUUUUACUCAGAAGGCUGGGUCAAAAUUGAAAUAGCUUGCUUAAACUCUACACAGAAUAUUCUGCUUCAUUCGCAAAUGCUCAACAUUUCAAAUAUUUCUGUGGUUGUUGCAUCGGAAGUCAUCCCUGUGUUGGAAACAUCUUAUGAUGAUGGAAACGAGAUGCUGACCAUCAGUCUUGCAAAAGAGAUCAAAGAAAGUUCAAACGUAACUUUGAAAAUGGAAUUUCGCGGACCAAUCAAAAACGACCUGAUGGGUCUUUACUACAGUACUUAUAAGAAAGGGGAAAAAACAAUAUAUUUAGCAACAACUCAAUUUGAGCCAACCAGUGCUCGAAAAGCCUUUCCUUGUUUUGAUGAACCCCAAAUGAAAGCCACAUAUGAUGUGAUAUUGUUAAGGAAGUCCAAUUAUAAAUCCAUUUCAAACAUGCCAAUAAAGUAUUCUGAAAACAGGUCAGAUGAUUAUAUCGCUGAUUUCUACGAAACAACUCCAAUCAUGUCCACAUAUCUUCUUGCUUUUAUUGUUUGUGAUUUUGUACGGGAAACAAAAAUAACCAAAUUUAAUACUGAAGUUGGUAUCUGGACCAAAAAUUCUUCUGUCUCACAUAAUAAACUGGCUCUUAACAGUUCUGUUAUCAUUUUGGAGCAUUAUGCAGAGGUUUUUGAUUAUCCCUACCCAUUACCAAAAGAAGAUCUCAUUGCCAUUCCGGACUUUGCUUAUGGAGCUAUGGAAAACUGGGGUCUUAUAACAUAUCGUGAAGUUGCUCUACUCUAUGAUAGCAACUACCCUUCCAUCAAACAAGAGCAAUAUGUUGUCUUGGUUGUGGCACAUGAAUUAGCUCAUCAGUGGUUUGGCAAUUUAGUGACCAUGUGUUGGUGGAAUGAUAUUUGGUUAAAUGAAGGUUUUGCAACUUUUGUUGAAUAUAUUGGUAUGAAUUAUUUUCGACCUGAAUGGAAAAUUUUUGAUUAUUUUGUUGUUGACGUUGUUCAAAGAGCACUGAAGGCAGAUGGAUCUCUGAGUUCCCACCCUCUUGAUGUUCCAAGUGGACACAGUAUUGCAUUAGAUGACAUCAGUUACCAAAAGGGAGCAUCAGUUAUCCGAAUGAUGGAAUUUUUCCUUGGUGACAGCCUUUUUAAAAAAGGAUUGCAGCGUUACAUUAGAAAACAUGUAUAUGGCAAUGCAGCUAACAAAGAUCUGUGGGCAGCUUUCACUGAGGAAGCCAUUGCACAAAAUGAAACCAAUCUGGAUGUUGGUAAUAUCAUGAAAGAAUGGAUUAUGGAAAUGAACUACCCAGUUAUUUUUGUAAAAUGGCAGGGCUCAAAUAUUGUGAUAAGCCAGAAAAGAUUCCUGUUUGAGAAAAACACACACAAUUGCAAAAACCUUAAACAUGUAAUUUGGAAAGUUCCUUUCACGUUCACAACAAGCAAAGAUCUUAACUUUGAGAAAACUUCCCGGGACAUUGAAUGGUUGCUUGUAACUGAGAAAAUCAUUCCAGUUAAUCAUACAAAAGGAAAUGAUGACUGGAUCUUGGGAAAUACGUACCAGAGAGGAUUCUAUCGAGUCAAUUACGAAAAGGAAAAUUGGCAAAAACUCAUACAAUUACUUCUAACAAAUCACACGAAAAUUCCACCUGCAAACAGGGCACAAAUAAUUGAUGAUGCCUGGAGUUUGGCAGAGGCUGAAAUGCUGGAUGAUUAUAUUGCAUUGGAUGUUCUAAACUAUCUUCAGUAUGAACGUGAUGAUGUUCCAAUGACUGCAGCAUACAAACAAGUAAUGUUUGUAAGAACUAUGUUCUAUGAGAAAGCAGAUUAUGGAUGCUUUGAGGAAUACAUGCAACAUAUUCUUCGACCUUCUUUCUCCUAUGUAAGAUACAGGAACAACACCUUGUUUCAGAGCACAAUUUUUGCCAUGGCUUGUAAGUUUAACCUUCCAGAAUGCAUCAGUUUAGUAAACAAUUAUUUUCAAGAUUGGAAAGUUGCAAUAAGAAACAACCAAUCAAAUCCGCUGAAGAACGAUGACAUUAUGUUUACUGUGUUUUGUACUGGAGUCUAUUUUGGUAACAAAGACGAUUGGUUUUUGAUCUAUACAACUUAUUUAAAUACAAAUGAUGCAGCAGAAAGGAGACGCUUAAUAUAUGCACUUGGGUGCACACAGAAAUUAUGGCUGUUGCAAACUUUCUUAAAGGCAGCCAUUGAAAUGAAAGACUUCCGAAGACAAGAUUUCCGAGACGUUGCCUAUGCAAUCAGCAGAAAUCCAGCUGGCAAGAACCUUCUUUGGAAAUAUGUACAGAAAAACUGGGAUGAAUUAGUAGAUAACCAUGGUCAAAGCAUCCUUUUACCUUCAAUGAUUAAGGCAGCAACAAUGUCAUUUAAUAAUCAAUACCAAUUAGAAGAGCUUGAAUAUUUUAUGGACAAUCGUCCAAUGCUGGGUGUUGGCAAAGAAGCUUUUGAAAGUGCUCUAGACAAGACGAGGGUUAACAUUCGGUGGAUGGCUCGUAAUGAGAAGGUCAUCAAGACAUGGCUACACAAGCAAAAUUUUACUAAAAGAAUAUGUACUCCUGUAUAA